CUUCAUCAGUUUCUGAUGACACCUCUUAUAUUACACCUUAGUUUAUUGCAUUUAAAGAUUCAGCCAAUUUCCAUAUCUUUGAGAGAGCUAACACCAUCUCUCAGGACAGUCACCCGGGCAGCACUGCCUUGCCAUGUACAACCCACUUACACAAUCAUUUGGAAGCACCCACUCGUUUCCUCACAGGUAGCCAAAAUGGAGGAAGAAUUUGAAAGUAGAGUGUGGGAUGAUGCACCUGACACAGAUCCUCUGGAAGAAGAUGAAGCUAUGAGUCCAGCUGAUGUGCAGUCCAACUGCUUGAGGCAGUUCUCAAGCACAGACUUUAUCAUGGAGCCUGGGAUUUUUUCUACACUAAAGAGAUACUUUCAGGCAGGUGGUAAUCCUGAGCAAGUGAUUGAGAUGCUCUCAGAAAACUACCAAGCUGUUGCACAGAUGGCCAACUUGAUGGCUGAGUGGCUGAUCUUGGCAGGUGCCAGUAUAAAUGAUGUGCAAGCUAUGGUGGAAAAUCAUCUCAAGCAGAUGAUUUUGAAGACAUUUGACCCAAAAAAGGCAGAUACAAUCUUCACAGAAGAAGGAGAUGCUCCAGCGUGGUUGACAGAACUAAUUGAACACAGUACCUGGCGCUCAGUUGUUUAUCAGUUGGCUGAGGAGUUUCCUGAGUGUCUUAUGCUGAAUUUCACUAUCAAGUUGAUCUCGGAUGCAGGCUUCCAAGGAGAGAUCACCAGUAUAUCAACAGCAGCACAACAAAUCGAGGUCUUUUCAAGAAUUCUCAAGACAUCUACAUCCAAUUUCCUUCAAUCACCAGAAGAUAACAGACACAAAUCUGUAGUUGAGUUUGCUAAAAUGGUGUGUCAUGGGCAGCACACUUACAUCUAUGCCCAAGUGAUGCUGCAGAUUCUUUCACAGGAAACAAAGGGAGGCAAUAAUAUUCGCCGCUUACAACAAGAAAUCAGUAAAUAUGCUAUUAACAAUGGCCUUAAUGUUACUCCAAUCCAGCUGGCUCUCAAUGGUGCCAUGGCCCACCCAAGAGCAGCCCAAGCACUGGCACCCAUGCUUGCUCGUAACGCUCUCAACCCAGCUGACAUAACUGUAUUGUUUAAGCUCUACAGUGCCGGAGACCCACCACCAGUUGACCUUAUACGCAUCCCACAGUUAUUAGAGCUGCUGAUAGAUGCUUUGUUUAAGCCAGGGAACAAGGUGAAUCAAGAACACAAAGCUAAGUACUUCUACCUCCUGGGUUACAGUGCAAGUGUUUAUGAAACCCCAAAGAAAGGCAACAGACCUAGACAGGUGAACCGAGAUGAUUUGAAACCAACUCAACAAGCCAUUGAAAAAGUUCACAAUAUUUGCCAGGGUGGAAAAUCAGCUAUGGAGCUUAUUGCUGAGAUCAAUACUUUAUAUCAGUGUAUUAGGUUCCCAGUUGUCAGUGUUGGCCUUGUUCGGUGGAUAGAAUGUGUAGUAAAGGAGCCAAGUUAUUUCAAGCUUUGCACAGAGUCAACGCCCACUCACUUGGCACUACUGGAUGAGGUAGUCUCCAUUCAUCCUCUCCUCCACAGCAGAGUCCUCAGUCUUCUUAUAGAAUUGUUUGAAUCAGAGUUUCAAGACCUGGAGAUUCUUGUCCAACUGGAGCUGCGGAAGAUGCUACUUGAUCGUAUGGUAAAUUUGUUAAGCCGUGGAUGUGUUCUGCCUGUCAUGAAGUAUAUUAAGAGCUGUUCCACAAAAGGAGACACUGACAUCUCUCUCAUUCGCUACUUUGUUCGGGAGGUUUUAGAAAUCGUGGCACCACCAUACACAGUAGAGUUUGUUCAACUGUUUCUGCCACUUGUGGAGAAUGAGGAUAUCACAGGGUCUAUGAACACAGACAAUGACUUGGUGACUGAGUUUAUAGCUCACUGCAAGUCUAAUUAUUAUGUUAUGUAAGAUUAAUUAGAUGAGGAAGUCAUUAUUUUCAUUUACUACAAUGAAAUAAACUUUUUAUAACAAGUCAACAAAAUAGUUCAGUUGUAAAGAAAAACAUGAUGAAAUCAAAUUGAAGUCAAGGCAGUGGAAGAUGAGAUCUACUAAAGGCUACUUUUAACCUGCUAUAAAUACAUAAUUUGGAUAAAAGUCACAGAUUAAG
Molecule: messenger RNA, 2119 nt
Organism: Cherax quadricarinatus
Lineage: Eukaryota; Metazoa; Arthropoda; Malacostraca; Decapoda; Parastacidae
Gene: TH1
Product: negative elongation factor complex member TH1
Biological process (GO): negative regulation of transcription elongation by RNA polymerase II
Cellular component (GO): nucleus; NELF complex
Molecular function (GO): RNA binding
Source: RefSeq, a predicted model, not a curated record